Diospyros lotus (date-plum) is the source of this 1854-nucleotide messenger RNA. RefSeq lists its product as uncharacterized. The transcript has a single exon. The record is from RefSeq and is a predicted model, not a curated record. The coding region runs from base 1 to 1854 and encodes 617 amino acids. NCBI's taxonomy places the organism in Eukaryota, Viridiplantae, Streptophyta, Magnoliopsida, Ericales, Ebenaceae.
AUGGCUAGAGUACCAACCAACCGUGAACGACUUGAGAACCUUGAAAACAUGUCUAACACCAUGGAAGAUAGGUUUUCGAGGAUGGAGCAGAAUCUGCAACGACUUACGCUAUUGGUUGAACAACAGCAAUCAUCAAGGCGAAGCAACAGCAGAUCACUCCCCAGACAACGAACUCCUGCCUCUGUUAGCCAAAGGCAUGAUUCAAGAUCUGGGGACGAAUCUGAAGAUGAACAACAAGAAGACAACAGGGAAGCCACUACAAAUCCCUUUGCCCGCAAGCAAUCCACCUUUAAACCGCGACUGCAAUUUCCUACCUUCAAUAGUGAGGAUCCGAUUUCUUGGCUCAGCCGUGCCAAUCAAUUCUUUAAGUCACAAGACAUAACCAGUCAAGAGAAGGUAGACUAUGCUGCCUAUUUUUUAGAAGGAGAGGCCAAUCACUGGUGGCAGUGGCUCUCUCGCACUUAUGAGAGUCAGGGCAAAACAAUCCGGUGGAAGGACUUUGAACAAGAAAUUCGCACCAGAUUCGGCCCUACCGGAUACAUGGACUACGAUGAAGCAUUGUCAAAAAUGCAGCAAACGGGAUCCCUCCGUGACUACCAGAAAGAAUUCGAAAAAGUUGCCACACAGGUGAGGGACUGGCCUGAAAAGGCCUUGAUUGGGGCAUUUGUUGGAGGCCUUAAGCCAGAAUUAGCAACAGAAGUGAAGUUGCAUAGGCCCACCCACUUGCGUCAUGCUAUAGAGAUUGCAAGAUUGAAGGAUGAACAGGUGCAAUCCAUGCGCAAGUCAUAUGCCUACAAAGGCCCUACUAUGGCCACAAGCAGUAGCGGGUACAAGCCAAAGGUACCACCCCCGCCACAAGCCAUGUCCAAUAAGUCUAUUCCCCCAGGCGUGCGGCGCCUUUCAUGGGACGAAAUGCAGAAGCGACGUGAGCAAGGCUUAUGUUUUAACUGCAACAAGAAGUUUACUCCGGGCCACAAGUGCAAGAAGGCCCAAGCCUUUCUGAUCGAGUGCGACCACCCUCAGGACUGGGAUGAGGAAGAGGCAGAGCCCGACAUGCCUCUUAACUGGCCCGCAGAAGCCAUUGAAGCAGCCAGUGACGAACAGCCUGAAGUAUCCCUACAUGCUUUGGCUGGUUCAUCCGGGCCACAAACCAUGCGCGUCACAGCCAUGUUGCGCAACCGUGAAGUCAGCCUACUCAUUGAUAACGGGUCAACACACAACUUCAUCAGUACAAGGAUCGCCCAAAGGCUGCAGAUCCCUAUCACCCACAUUGACUCUUUCCAUGUGCGUGUAGCCAGCGGAGAAAAGCUGACAUGCACCCAGCAAUGCAAAGGCGUGAAUCUGAAGAUCCAACACAUUGCAGUAACGGUGGACCUGUAUGCCAUACCAUUGGCAGGGGUCGACAUCGUACUAGGCGUGCAGUGGCUAUCCCAGUUGGGCAAAGUGGCUUUCGACUACAAGCGACUGACCAUGGAAUUCACACUUGGAGACCAACAGGUAUGCUUGUCCAUGCAACCUGGUCACAGCCAUGUAGUCAAAAGAAACGAGAUACAGAAGUUGAUCCGAGCGGGAGGUGAAUGCUAUGCCAUUCAAGUAGCCACCCAGCCCCGCAGCCAAGAAGAUUUUCCCACAGCAACCGACCCACAGAGGGAAGAAAUAGCAACCGACAUUCAAGAGGUGCUUGCAGACUUUCCCUUGGUUUUGCAAGAACCCACCACCCUACCACCAAGCAGGGCGUGCGAUCAUCGCAUCACCCUCAUAGACGAACAGCAGCCCGUGAACGUGCCCCCAUACAGGUACGCCCACCAUCAAAAAGACGAGAUAGAGAGGCAGGUGAAGGAGAUGCUCAAGUAG